GAUGGUAAGGACUGGCUCUGGCUCUAUAAGGUAGAGAGGUGGGAGCAGAUCAGACAGAAACAGAGACCUACACACCAGCAGCCACACUCUCAUUAGGACCACCUCAGUGGCACCAUGAAACUAACUAUCCUGGUCUGCACAUUGGUGCUGCUCUCUCUGUCUGUGAUCUCAGUGACGGGACAAGGAUGGAAACUGACCCCACCCAGAGAGGCUAUAUGCUCAGUGAGGUUUAAACUUGGAAUAUGUGACAGAAUUCUCGAACCUGUGUGUGGCGACGACGGCAAAACUUAUGACACUGAGUGUUUACUCUGUUAUGACAACAAGAGAUACAAGAAGAAUGUUGGGAUUGUUCAACAGGGCGAAUGUCCAGGAAUCACUAAACAGCUCAUGAGGAAGUCGUUUUAAACGUUCCACAAUGCUCAAAGCACAUUCUCCUGCAUUGAGGGAAUGUACAGCUGACCACUGCUUUAUAUGUAAUCUGUAGACCGCUGAUUUAUGUGUAAUCUGCAUACCGCUAAUCUGCACGCUGCAGUAAUUAGUGUAUUAAAGUAUUUCAGCAUUCAA
Messenger RNA from Conger conger (European conger), 564 nucleotides. Its product is annotated as serine protease inhibitor Kazal-type 1-like. Gene Ontology annotation, molecular function: protein binding. The record is from RefSeq and is a predicted model, not a curated record. Lineage: Eukaryota; Metazoa; Chordata; Actinopteri; Anguilliformes; Congridae. The transcript is spliced from 4 exons. Bases 115 to 405 code for a protein of 96 amino acids.